Messenger RNA from Scutellospora calospora, 771 nucleotides. The record is from the annotation of a GenBank genome assembly. NCBI's taxonomy places the organism in Eukaryota, Fungi, Glomeromycota, Glomeromycetes, Diversisporales, Gigasporaceae.
AUGAAACAAACACUAUUUAGAAGUUUAGAAAAUAUUUUACUGAAUAGUUAUCCAAAUGAAGAUGAAAUAAAUACUUAUGACUUAACAGUAUAUGAAAGUUUACCUAAUGAAAGUGACACUAGUAGAGAGCUAGAAUACAAUUAUGAGAACAAUUAUGAGGAUAAUUAUGAGGAUGAUAAUUAUGAGGACGAUAAUUAUGAGGAUAAUAAUUAUGAAGAUGAUAAUUAUAAAGAUGAUAAUUCUGAGAAUGACAAUUCUGUAAACAAUAAUUCUGUGGACAACUCAAAAAAUACAAAUAGUCAUCAGUCAGUAUACCUACCUUCACUUCAUUCUGGUAAAUAUAUUUUACACAAGACUGUUUCACCUAAAAAGCAAAGAAACAAAGGUUCAAAGAGAAUUAAUUGCCCUUUUCUUAUUAAUAUAUCCAAGAGUAAGAGUCCCAAUUGUAACAUGAUAAUUAAAUUAACAUUGAUAUGUCUUGAACAUAAUUACACUUUGAUCCCUGACAAUGCAAUUUUUACUACUAGAUAUCGGAAGCUCACUUUAGAAAUAAAAGAUCUUAUCAAAAGCUUUACGCUUUGUAAUCUUGAUAUUUCCUCUCAGGUUCAGUUGUUACAUGAGUUGUUCUCUGAAGCAAUAAUUAUAGAUUAUGAUGUAAAGAAUUAUGUAUAUAAGGUUCACCGGAGUUAUGAAAUACAAGGUAAUGAUGCAGCAAAGCUUCUUCAAUACUUAGAAAAAGAACGCACUAAGGAUCCUAAUUGGUACAUCUAA